Messenger RNA from Gryllus bimaculatus (two-spotted cricket), 4142 nucleotides. The record is from the annotation of a GenBank genome assembly. Lineage: Eukaryota; Metazoa; Arthropoda; Insecta; Orthoptera; Gryllidae.
AUAGCUCGCAAUUUCACCGCCCCUUCUCAGUGACGACACCUGAGGAGAGGACAACGCUGUCAGAUGGUUGGAAUGAAUCACAUGGAAGUGCAAAUUCUUUGUACAGAAAAUUAUUUUGAUUUUUCGUUCACUGUACGUACUCCAUGAUACACUGCGUGAGAUCAGUUACGGUUAGCCAAUAUGACAAAUGUUGAACGAAGGCCUUAUAUAUUACGCAAUACUCUCAUGGAAAAAAAUUCCUAAAUCUAUAGAGUAUUUAAAUGCCUUUUCACGCAAUUAUAGGCUUGAACUUUACAGCUUCAAGCUUUGAUAUAAUAUAUUUAAUUACGAAAAUUGUUGGGUAGCGGUUUGUAACAAGAGCUCUGUUCUGUUGAUCUGUAACAUUGGCACACAACUCAAAAGAAAUUCGAUGCAAGAAUUGCGCACGCGAUAAACGGCAAGUGACAAAUACUGACGUUACAAAUUGAUGUAUAUGAUGUAGAGUAUUGCAUGUGGUUUAUAAUAUAAGGAAAUAAUUACCGACUUAAAUUGAGGGUAAUGGAUGAAAAGGAAAGUGGAAAUCAAAAGAAGCAAUCCAAGAAAAGAGCGAGGAAUCCGUCGGAGUGGAAACGUGAGAAAAGGAAGCGGCUUCGAAUUGCUGGCAAAGAGUACGUAAAUAGCAGAGGUGACGUCGUUAACGAACGGAAAAUUGGGGAAGAUUGCAAAUGCCGCAGGAAGUGUUACAGUCUUGUGCCAGAAGACCAGAGAAAUAAGUUAUUUGAUGGAUACUAUUCGUUGAAUAGUCAUGACGAACAAAAUGCAUAUCUAUUCGGCCUUAUAAGGAAGCAUGACAUUGCUCGUAAAAGGUGCAAGGAAAGUGACAGGCGAACAUGUAGUUACAAAUAUUAUGUACGAAUACGUGGUAAAGAAGUUCAGAUAUGCAGAUUAGCUUUUGCUCAUAUUCAUGGUAUAUCUCCUCAUAAGAUAAGAAUUUUGUGUCAGAAACAAGAUCAAAAUGUAAUGUUCCCCCGGGAUGGCAGAGGUAAACACAGUAACAGGCCCCGUAAAAUACCUGAAGACACCUUGAGUCAAAUUAAGGAUCAUAUAUAUUCUAUCAUAAGUUCUGAUCAAGUUUGUGGCUUCUUGCGUGAAGAAAAACACAGUGGGCCUGAUUUGAACAUUACGAAAAUGUGGAAAGAUUACUUAGCAAAACAUGACCCCAACUACAAGGACAUGUUUUCUGAGAAAGAUGAAAUUGAUAUUUCUAAAGAUGCUAAUGGAAUGAAUAUAGAAACAGAGUGUCAACUUAUGGCAGAUUUCACAGAUGCUGAAUUAACUGAUGAGCACCAUAAUCAUACAUAUUCUACCACAAUGGAUUUGUCUGAGUAUCCAAUUGCUUCAGUUGCUGAUUCUUUGGGGCUUCUAGAUCAACCUGCAGAAUCUGAAUUUUGCACUGAGAAUGAAACUUCAUCUGAAACACUAAAUAAAAGGAAAAAAUAUGUUCCCAUUGUUAAACAUUGGUUGUAUAGUAAAGUGUUUCAUGAAGAAUUUAAAAUUAAUGAUUUGACGUCUUUCAAGAAGAAAUCGCAUAUGAAAGAACUCUCAAAAGCACCCUCAAAUAGUCAGGGAAGUAAAUCUGAAAGAAAGCAGAGAACACCCAAGAAGAUCAGCAGAGAAAAAGACACUUGUAUUAGCAUGAAAGUUGUUGAACCAGAUCUACCCAUCGAUUCAGUUCCACCACUUGUUGAAACUCCAGCUGCAGAUUUACAAAAUAUUAACAUUGGGCAAAGUGCUGACAUGUAUAUUUUACCUGUAAGUCUCCAAGACAUUGCUCAAAUACCACCUGGACCUGAUUCUGCUAAUCAAUCACAACAUGCUCUGCAAUUCAAUUUACAUACUUUUUCCACUCAAAACAAUGUUCUAAGUCCGAUAGUAAAUGUCUCAGGACCUACACAAGGUAUUCAGUGUUCUAGCGUUGUUACUAUACCUGCAGGGUCAGUCAGUUUUACUCAGAAUUCGUGUGAAAUGUUUACUUCUACUACUACCUCUAUUCUGACAGAAGAAACAAUUCAUAAAUUUCAAAAUGAAGGAGCAGUAGUACUAAGAGGCGUCUUUUCUCCAUACUGGAUACAGACUGUUCAGAAGGGAAUUAAAAAGAAUUUGCAAAAUCCAAGUAAAUAUGCUCAGUGGCUAAAGACAUCAGAAUCUAGUGGAGUGUACUUUAAUGACUACUGCAACUGGAAAAGAAUAUCAGAGUUUACAGAGUACAUUGAAAAAUCUCCUGCUGCAGAGAUUGCUGCCAGAUUAACUCAGUCAAAGGAAGUGAGGUUUUUCCAUGAGCAUGUCUUGGAAAAAUCACCAGGAACGGAAAAACAAACACCAUGGCAUCAAGAUCAACCUUAUUAUCCAAUAAAUGGCAGUCAAGUAAGAAUUUAACAUUGAAAUCACAUGUAUGAUUUCCAACAUUUCCUUUAAGGUUUGUUCCAUAUGGAUGCCUGUUGACUCAAUUCCUUUUGAGUCUUCACUUCAACUUAUUAGUGGAUCACAUAAAUGGAAUCGUUGGUUUAAACCUCGUAUGUUUGCUACUCUUGAGGACUAUGAUGUAACUGGAGAAUCACAGAAUUAUGAAUCAUUGAAUGUUGAUGAAAUGAGUAAAUACCCAGUUCUACAAUGGGCAGUUGAGCCAGGCGAUUGUGUUGUAUUUCACAUGUUGACUGUGCAUGGAGCAGCAGGGAAUACAUCAAUGUCUAAUCAUCGGAGGGUUCUUGCAACCAGAUGGCUUGGUGAUGAUGUUUACCUAAAUAAUCGACCAUGGCAAGUUUCUCCUCCAUUGGAAGCUGUAUUCUCAGAACCAUCCAAUCCAUCGCUUGAAGAACUUCCUUUGGCAUGGACAGAAGGAGAUUGAAGAAUCUCUGAAUAAAAUGAAGUUAUUGGAAGGUAGGGGGAAAAGGCAAGAAUAAAAUUUCAAAACAUUUAAUAAAAAGUAAUUGUAAUAUAUUUCAUCACUCCUAAAUUGUUCUAUAUCACUGUACAUCUUUGGUAAAUUACUAACACUCUAAAUAAAAAUGUAAUUUGUUUCAUUAACAAGAAAACAUAAAUAAAGCAAUAUAUCUGAUGUCCUAUUGUUAUUAUUUCAAGUUACUUGAAAAUUAUAUUAAUUUAAGUUAUUAUUUCAAUAAGUACCAGAACUCAAUGUCUGGCUCAAUAUCAUGGAUACUGUGUUUAUUGAACAUUAAUGAAAUAAUCAAAUGGGAAAGUAUUUUAUUAGAUACAGAAAGGCAAUGAAUGGUUAACAACAAAAUAGUAGUGAUACGGAAGAAUCAUUGAAACAUUUAAAAAAUGCUUAAUGAUCAGUGUAACAUCUUACACAGAUAUCCAGGAGCACUGUGUGGAAAGUUCAAAAGUUUUUUCAAAAGAAUGUUUACGUAAGACAAGAAAUAGAAGAAAGGACAUAAGAUAUGACAUUUCAUGGAUCCCAUGUAAUGAGUAGAUGAUAAGUAAUGUCAUGGUGAUAUUAUUUGAGGAAAGGCCAUUCAAAAUUGUCACAGCACUUUUAUAAUUAAUGCUAAUCACUCAAUCAAAACAAAUUGUAAAAAAAGAAACAUUCCUUCUGUUUUCAUUUCUUUCACCUUUAAACUUUAACACAAUUUGAAAGCAAUAGAACUUGACAUUAGAGAAAUAGGUAGUUGUGGAUCUACAAAUUAAUUUUUAUUUUUUACACCUUUGCUUUUGAAAUGCAUUGUAUUCACCACAAAUUAAGGAAAUAAAUGAGCAAACUCUUUUAAAAGGCAGAGAUGAAAGUACUAAUAAUCAAUGAAAAAGAUUGCCAUAAAACCAUUGCAAUAAAAAAGUCUGGAAGUUCAGUCAUUUAUUUUAUCUAAAAUACUUUAGCAAAAAGGCAUUUAUUUUCACUGAAAUAGAAAUAUGUAAAGGCAUGUAUUCUGGCUAGAAUGGGGGGGAGGGGGGUACAAACAGGCAAGUAAACAAUGAAAAUUCACUACAAAACAAACAUCAAAUUAUAUUUCUUAUUAUCUUUAUUGCACAUGACCACCUGGUAUGAUGACUAUAAUUUUUUCUCUCUUGCAACACUGUCUUUACAAAAUACUAGUAGACUCCCAUUUGUAUCUUGGAAUGGCAUCAGUGAAAAUGGGAUUAUAGUUUUU